AUAAAUAAUUGAUCCAAUAAAAAUAAAAAGAACCAAAACUCCAACAUCUUUGUAGCAAAAUGGUAGCAGUCUUCAACAAAGAACUACUGAGUUGGUACCUUAUCACCCUCAAACUGAACCAAACACUUGACAAUCGUCUCCAAAAUGCUCAAACCCCUCCCCCUUCCACAGCUACCCGAGCCAUCGAAUUUCAAGAACUCCAGAAACAACAACAUCAACCAGCUUCAUUGCAGGUCGGAAUCAAGAAAAAAGAUAAAUCUUUCAAGACUGAGGAAUUCCCCAAAUCCCCAGAAUCAGAAUGGGCAAUUAACAUCAGAGAGAAACUCGACCAAGCCAAGCAAGAAGACGAUUCCGGGUCAUGGUCUAAGCUCUCUAUUUACAGAGUCCCACUAAGCCUAAGAAAGGACGGCGACGACAAAGCUUACAUUCCUCAGAUGGUCUCCUUGGGUCCGUACCACCGUGGAAAGAAGCGCCUCAAGAACAUGGACCGCCACAAAUGGAGAGCUGUUUAUCACACCUUAAACCGUACGAAUCAGGAAAUAAAAUUGUAUCUUGACGCCAUUAGAGCAGUUGAAGAAAAGGCACGCGCUUCGUACGAGGGCUCCAUCAACCUCAGCAGCAACGAUUUCGUGGAAACAAUGGUUCUGGACGGGUGUUUCGUUCUGGAAUUGUUCCGGGGCGCGGCGGGCGGGUUUAAAGAUCUCGGGUAUGGAAGAAACGACCCGGUUUUCGCCAUGCGUGGGUCGAUGCAUUCGAUCCAGAGGGAUAUGAUUAUGCUGGAGAAUCAGAUUCCUCUCUUUAUUCUCGAUACCCUUUACUCCAUCCAGUCUGGUGAUCUUGAUCUGAGAGGAGGGGUUGUGGCUAAUUUAGCUGUAAGAUUCUUUGACCCGUUGAUGCCCUCUGAUGAACCGUUGACCAAAAGUGGUAUGAACAAGCUUGGGAAGUCAUUUGACCCGUUGACCGACUUGGCCGGCCUUCAUUGCCUUGACGUGUUCAGGAGAAGUCUUCUGAGAACAGGACCAAAACCAACUCCAAAAUUCGGGAUCAAGAAAUGGUCGAACAACAACCGGGUUGCGGAUAAACGAAGGCAGCAACUGAUUCAUUGCGUCUCCGAGUUGAGAGAAGCAGGAAUCAAGUUCAAGAGAAGGAAAACAGACAGAUUUUGGGACGUAAAGUUCAAGAACGGGUAUUUGAAGAUUCCGAGGUUGUUAAUCCACGACGGGACGAAGUCACUUUUCCUUAACCUCAUCGCCUUCGAGCAGUGCCAUCUGGACUCGAGUAAUGACAUUACGUCGUACGUCAUUUUCAUGGACAACCUUAUAAACUCCCCGGGCGAUGUGAGUUACCUGCACUAUUUUGGGAUAAUUGAGCACUGGCUUGGGAGUGAUGCAGAAGUCGCAGAGCUUUUCAAUCGGCUAUGCCAAGAGGUCGUGUUUGACGUGAACGAUAGUUAUCUUUCGAGGUUGUCUGAGCAGAUAAACCGGUACUAUGAUCAUAGGUGGAAUGCUUGGAGGGCAGCAUUGAAGCACAAGUAUUUCAACAACCCAUGGGCAAUCAUAUCUUUCUUUGCUGCUGUGGUCUUGUUGGUGUUAACUUUUGUUCAGACUUUUUAUGGAGUGUAUGGCUACUACAAACCCAUUUCUUGAUUGUCAAACAGCUUUCUGAAGUCAACCGGGAGUGUUUGAUCGAUACUGAAAUACAUAAGAACUAAGAAGUGUUGUGUCACUGUGUCUUGUGAGAUGGUCUCACAGUGACACUUGACAAAAUGAAGUGUUCUAAAAAAACUAGUACACGAUUCUUCUGAAAAGUUACAUGCAAAUUUUGAGAAGCUCAAGAAUUUAAAACGUUGGAGCAUGAGUGCUUUUACCUUUCUGGUGUGUAAGGGCAUAUGGUUACCCCUGUCCUGUUGUUUGAGGGCAUUUACUUAGUGUGUUUAUGAAUUAUGAAUUAUGAGGCAUCCAGUUUCGCAGUUUGUACUAGCGUAACGUGAAUAUAUAUAUAUUGCAAAAAUACAAGGGCAUGCAUGCUAAUGACUCAUAAUAUCUUAUACAUACAAUCUUAUAAACGUUAAUAGAAGUAAGGGCAUAAC
Molecule: messenger RNA, 2089 nt
Organism: Cuscuta europaea
Lineage: Eukaryota; Viridiplantae; Streptophyta; Magnoliopsida; Solanales; Convolvulaceae
Source: the annotation of a GenBank genome assembly